ACCACCGACAAACCGACGUGACACUUCGAACAAAAUGAGCUUCAAAAGUUGUCUCCUUAUUUCAAAUGAAAAUACGUUAAACACUAGCGCCAUCUCUAUAAUGAUUCGCUUACUACACUGGCACAGAGAAGAAACUGCUAAACCCCCUUUUUGUUUUUCUUUGCAAAUUCCAAUGCGUAUUGUUUUUUGUACUUCUCACAUCUUCUGCAUUGAUUUGAAAACUUAUAAAAUGAUUUUCCUGUGUGUUUUGUCCAAUUAUUCUCACAAAAUCUUGCCUCACACUUCCUUCGCCAUUUGUAUUUAGAAAAGUUGUUUACAUCGAAGCAGCAGUGAACAGAGCUUACUUUGACAGGAGUGUUCGCCUCACUGGUAAAUGACAGUACUUUCGUGUGGGACACUUUUGUAACGCCAGUGUCACGUCGGUUUGUCAGUGAUAAUACGUCAUCUAUUGAGCAAACCAGUGAAGCUGUUGAGCUUUUUUUCUAUAUUCUACCCAAAUAACCAAAUCGGCCUUAACCCACUGUAAAGCCCCAAAUAACCAAAUCGGCCUUAACCCACUGUAAAGCCACUUCAAACCCACGUGGGUUUGUGGUGGUCGAUUCAGUCGUUAACCCACCAAAUUUUAGAACAAUCGGAGCUGCCAGUUCCGAUCCGAUGUAUUUAUCUUGCCCACCCUGAACCCACCUUUUCCAAAAAUGCUUUGAGGAAAAGUUUGGUCAAGGGUUGGCUAAGGUAAAUAUGCAGAACAGGAUUUUAACUCUUCGAUUGAUUAUAUUCAUUCACUUACAUCACUGCACUUAAACUUCCGCAAUAUUAUUAGUCUAUAAACUGUGCACUGACCAGCGAAAUGGAUGAGUCCAUUUGCAAGUAAACAAACACACGCAUCCACAUCUUACACAAAUAUGUUUCACAACAAAUGAACUUAAACAUUCAAGUUUUAUUGCUUCCUUUGCACAAUUAAACACAUUUUUGGGUGAUACAUGUUGAGUAAAUGAAUUAUCCGGCAUAAAAAACUAACGUAAACAAACUUUGAAGUGACCACUUCUGUAGAUGUGUGGUUUAACCCACCAAACCGACAGUUUUUUGGCUUUGUUCGAUGCAACUGGAUUUUUAGUACAGGAAAUUGGUGGCGUUUUCGGUAUCUUGGUUAUUUGGCGCCACUUCAAACCCAAGUGGGUUAGUGAAGGUCGAUUCAGUCGUUAACCCACCAAAUUUUAGAACAAUCGGAGCUGUCAGUUCCGAUCAUAUGUAUUGACCUUGCCCGCACUUGGCCCACCUUUUCCAAACAUGUUGACGAGGAAAAGAUGGAUCAAGGGCAGGCUAGGGUCAAUAUGAUUAACAGGAUUUUAACACGUCGAUUACUUUAACUCAUUCACUUACAUCACUGCAUAACUUCGGCAAUAUUAUUGAUCUAUAAACUGUGCACUGACCCGCGAAAUGGAUGAGUCCAUUUGCAAGUAAACAAACACAUACAAAUAUGUUUUACAACAAACGAAAUUAGGCCCGCACGUUUAAUCGCUUCCUUUGCAUAAUUCAUCACAUUUUGGGGUGAUACAUGUUGAGCAAAAAACUUACUUUAACAACAUUGAAGUGGCCGCUUCUGUGGCCGUGUGGUUUAGGGCGGUGGCAACGCUCAUCCGAUGCGAUUUUAUAGAACGAGAUUUAGAUGGGAUAUGACAGAUAACGUCGGACGUGCGAUUUCGUCGUCCGGCGUUAUCGGUCAUAUCCCAUACAAAAAUUUGAUAGGCCGUCCGAUAAAAUCGCAUCCGAUGGAGCACAGACACGGGCCUUAACCCACCAAACUGACAGUGCUUUUGCUUUGUCUGAUGCAACUGGAUUUUUAGUACAGGAAAAUGGUGGCGUUUUCGGUAUCUUGGUUAGGCGGCGCUCUAGCAGCAAUCGAACACGACAUCCGACACGAACAAACCCAAAUAAUCAUAUGGAGGUGCACUGUCAGACACAAACAAACAAACAAGACAAACGUCGAGUCGAACAUGUCAGUUGAUUCUGUCUGUGAUGUUCGAUACCCACCUGUGCUGUGAGUACCUUGGCUGUCAAACGCUUCACAGCUACAGUAGAUAGAAUUCAAUUCGGGACAUUUUUAAGUUUGUUUACGUAGUUUGUCUCUUUUUCUUCUUAAAAUUGCGUGCAAAAUAUUUAAAAUAGCUAUCAAUAAUUAUGUUAAAGCUUUACAAUCAAUUAUAACAUCAAAUAUAAAGGAUUGAAACGUAUUAAACUGUAGUGUGUACAUAAUCCAUGUGUAUGCACUGUAUGUGUUUUGGCAUGGACGUUUGUUUACAUUUUUCAAUAUUAAAUUUGAAUGAUUUCUAUGUUAUUAUACAUGUGAAUAACUAGUAAAUUAUGAGUUGAAUGUUCCCCCUGUAGGUGGAUAUUCAUUUAAACUAUGAAAAUGCUUCAUUUUCGAGACGAAAAGAAAGGCGUAUUGCAGUGCAUUAUGACAGGUCUAUAAGACAUCGAACAGCUGACAGAGCACCUAUCGAACAGAGUCGUGUUUGUUUGUCUCGUUCGAUUGGUCCCAGAGCGCCGCCUUAUUUGGGUAUUUUCUAUUUUUGUCAUAUUUUGUUUACAUACUGUUGUACUUAUUUACAUUGCACGCACUGUACAGGAAUAUACAAACCUUGGUCCAAUCGUAAUGACGUUCAUUUGUUUACAUUUUAUUUUGUUCCGUAGGUCGGAAGCGUCGUAGGCAAACAAAUUCUAAAAUCUGCGGUGCAUGUUUUGAACACAAUCUUAACGUUGUAAUUCUUUCACUUCAAAUUAUAUGGUUUUUCCACACUAAAAUAUGCAAUCUUCCCGCCUUCCUUAUUUCGUAACUCUUUUCAUAGCAGUCGUUUUGCAAUAUUUACCAAAUGAAAAAAGUACCUCAAAAAGACCAUUGGAAAAUGUAUGUGACUACGACCGUAACAUACUUUGUCCGGAAUGCGUCUCAAGUGGCUUGGAGUGUAAUAAAUUUGAUGAUUUAUUUACACUGCAGGAUGAUAAUGUAUUCAACAUUAUCAAUAACAUUUUCAAUUCACACACUACUAGAAUUGGUACAAUUGUUCAGGAAAAUAAAUUAGCAGUGAUGAAACAUUUAAACCGUGAUAACACUAUCGAAAAAUUGUUACAAGAAUACUGUGACGCUUAUUCGCUGACAAAACAAAACUGCCGUUGGGCACAGCACGAUGGAAGUGUAGAUCGAGCAAAAGAAUUUAUUACGACAUCAAUCCUUGAUAGUGCAAGGGUUGAAGGAUGCAUCUUUUGUCCAGCCACAAACAAUCGGCAAAGUUUGCAACGUUUUCUAAGCUUAUUCGACUCGACUGAUAAUGAGCUGUGGAAUUUGCUUGCUGUACGCACAAAUGUAGAGCCGCUGCUCAUCAAACUGUUAACUGUUAAUUAUCACGAUGAGCCGCCGUUAUAUGUUCCAAAACUUUUGCACACAUUUGGCUUCUCCAUUAUUGAAACCUAUGAAGGAAAAACGUUGGAACAUUAUUACGAUUUCCCGUUCGUGACUCGUAUGCGCAUUGCUGCUGAGCUCAUCAGGGCAGCAUUUAAGUUCACGGAAGGAAUACACGGAUUUCGUGUUUUUUUAACAGAUAUAAAUCCAGAUAACGUGGUAGUAAAUCUUAAAAACGAUAACAAGCAAGUGUACGUAUCCAUCGUCGAUUUAGAUAAUGUCAUUUUACUGGAUAGCUGGGCGGAAGUAUUUCUUACAAAAAAUACGCAUCACGUGCACAGUAAAAUCGAAUGCAACGGAUGCUUUGCUUACGUCCAGGAAGAUGUUUGCCGCUAUCAAAAUAGUGAUUUGAAUUUGUUUGCCACAUGUCAGUUACUGCUAGAAAAUUUAAAUGGACACUAUGCUAAAGGAUUGCUUCAUUACGAUCGUGAUGCUGAAGCAUUCCCAGUGCUUGGUGAAGCUUCAAAGAUGCUACAAAAUCUUCUGUCAGAGUGUGUUUACUGUCAACCACCGGAUUGCCAAAACAGAUCGCACAUUUUGAAAGAUAUGCUUCACAUCAUAGAUCAAACAAUAAUUCAAUCGUAG
This is a messenger RNA of Anopheles coluzzii, 4042 nucleotides long. RefSeq lists its product as uncharacterized. The record is from RefSeq and is a predicted model, not a curated record. Bases 2804 to 4042 code for a protein of 412 amino acids. The transcript is spliced from 4 exons. Lineage: Eukaryota; Metazoa; Arthropoda; Insecta; Diptera; Culicidae.